AUGAAGAAGUGGAAUGAAUCUUCAGGGACCGAGUUCUUCCUAGUUGGUCUGUUUGCCCACCUGUCUUAUCCCAGCCUGCUUGUCUCCACCCUCUCGAUAGUUUAUCUGCUGGCCCUGGCUGGCAACAGCCUCAUGAUCUUUCUCAUCUGGAUGGACUCCCGCCUCCACACCCCCAUGUACUUCUUCCUCAGCCAGCUCUCCCUCAUGGACCUGCUCCUCACCUCGGUUGUGGUUCCCAAGGUGCUCAUCGACUACCUCCUGAACACCAGUAUGAUCACCCCUGUGGGCUGUGGGAUCCAGAUGUUCCUCGUGAUGACCCUUGGGGGAGGCGAAGGACUCCUCCUGGGUUUCAUGUCCUACGACCGCUACAUUGCUGUCUGCCACCCUCUCCGCUACCCUCUCCUGAUGCCCCAGGACAAGUGCCAGAGGCUGGGAGUCGAGGCGUGCAUGGGGGCUGCCUUGGUUUCUCUCUUUAAUACCAUCCUCACCACGUGUUUGCCUUACUGCAGACCCCGGAAAGUCCACCACUUCCUCUGCGAACCUCCAGCCUUGCUCAAGCUGGCCUGUGUUGACUUGUCUGUCUACGAGCCGGCUGUCUUUGUCAUCAGCAGCAUCGUGAUCCUCAUCCCUUUCUUGCUGAUCCUGGCCUCCUACGCCCACAUCCUGCUCGCCAUCCUGCAGAUGCCUUCGACGGGAGGUUGGAGGAAGGUGGCCAUCACCUGCUCCUCCCACCUCCUCGUGGUCCACCUGUACUAUGGGGCGGCCAUGUUGAUGUACAUCCGGCCUAGCUCCCAGCAUUCCCCAGGGGAGGAUAACAUCCUGGCGGUGUUCUAUACGGUCCUCACUCCCAUGCUGAACCCUCUCAUCUACAGUCUCCGGAAUAAGGAGGUCACCGGGGCCAUGAGGAAGCUCUUCCGAGAAUUUUGCGCCUAG
Ornithorhynchus anatinus (platypus) is the source of this 933-nucleotide messenger RNA. RefSeq names its product olfactory receptor 2V2-like. Gene Ontology annotation, biological process: G protein-coupled receptor signaling pathway. Lineage: Eukaryota; Metazoa; Chordata; Mammalia; Monotremata; Ornithorhynchidae. Gene Ontology annotation, cellular component: membrane. Gene Ontology annotation, molecular function: G protein-coupled receptor activity; olfactory receptor activity. The coding region runs from base 1 to 933 and encodes 310 amino acids. The transcript has a single exon. The record is from RefSeq and is a predicted model, not a curated record.